UUCCUCCAGAUUUUGUGGAUGUCUCUGAUGAUUUUAGCAGAAGUCUGACAUGCUGUUUUAUGAGUAGCCUGGAAAAACAACACUUUUCCUCCAAUCUGUCACUCACAUGAGUUUUCUCCCUUCAUCACAGUCAGAUGUGAGAAGCUUCAGUGACUUGUACUCAGCCUGCGAAGGGGUGGAUUGUGUCAUUCAUGCAGCUGCAUACGGGAUGACUGGAAUAGAGCAAAUGCACAAGAAACAUAUCCGGUCGGUCAACAUUGGUGGGACCGGAAUCGUUCUUGAAGUUUGCAAGCGGCAGAGCAUCCCGAGAUUGAUAUAUACCAGUUCCAUCGAUGUAGUCUUUUCUGGACAAACUAUCAUUGACGGUGACGAAGCUACUGUACCGUAUUUUCCUUUGGAGCAGCAAGUUAAUGAAUAUUCCCGGACGAAAUCAAUUGCAGAACAAAUGGUCUUAGCAGCUAACGGAUCACCCCUGGCAGGAGGAGGGAAGCUACACACAUGUGCAAUUCGCCCUCCUGGGAUUUAUGGACCGGAAGAGCAGCGGCAUUUCCCUCGGUUGGCCCUCAAUAUUGAAAGAGGGAUUUUUAACAUCUGUGUCGGGGAUCCAGGGACUCUGAUGAACUGGGUCCACGUGAAAAAUCUUGUGCAAGCCCACAUCCUUGCUGCAAAGGCGCUCACUCCAGAAAUGAACUAUAUUGCGGGCGGCCAGGCAUACUUUAUCAACGACAAUGAGAAAGUCAACCUGUUUGAAUGGCUAACUCCCUUGUUCGAAGGACUGGGCUUCCGUAAACCCUGGAUCCGUGUUCCCAUUUUCCUGGUUCAUCUAUCAGUUCUCAUCAUGGAAAAAGUGCACAAUGCAUUGCUACCGAUUGUGGAAAUCACACCCCUGCUCACCAGAAAUGAAAUACACAAUAUGUCUUGCACCCACACGUUCAAAAUUGAUAAAGCCCAGGCCUACCUUGGCUAUGCACCCAAAAAGUAUUCGUUGGCCGACUGCGUGGAUCAUUUUUUGAAAAAGAGACCCCGGCCAAGGAAUUUUUUCUUACUCAAAUGCCUUUUUCUGUUGCUCCUGUUCACGGCACUGAUUGUGCUGGCUGUGAAAUUCACCCAAGUGAGAGAUUUUCUUCUAGAGUCCUGGAAAAAAUAUUGGUGCCUUCUUGAGACAUAAAGCGGGACAUUGCCAGUCAGCCCCUAGGAGGGCGGACGGGAAAGCUCACUCUCGGACUGUGUGGGA
Candoia aspera is the source of this 1234-nucleotide messenger RNA. RefSeq names its product short chain dehydrogenase/reductase family 42E, member 2 (gene SDR42E2). Gene Ontology annotation, biological process: steroid biosynthetic process. The transcript has 10 exons. Gene Ontology annotation, molecular function: 3-beta-hydroxy-Delta5-steroid dehydrogenase (NAD+) activity. The record is from RefSeq and is a predicted model, not a curated record. NCBI's taxonomy places the organism in Eukaryota, Metazoa, Chordata, Lepidosauria, Squamata, Candoiidae. Bases 107 to 1168 code for a protein of 353 amino acids.